AUGGCUGACGACACACCAGACUAUUCUUUCGGUCCCAGGGCAGAAAUCUUUCACCAGCUUAUUGGUGAUGGUAUUUUUGUCCAAGAAGGUGCUGCUGGGAAGAAGUCGCGAGCUAUGUUGAGGAAGCACCUCUUCUCCUCGUCGUCCACUUAUGGCCUUGAGAAGCUGGCCGAGCACGUUGAAAAUUUUCUGGCUCGUCUUCCACUUUCCGAGCAAGGCGGCGUCGUCGACCUCCAACCUCUCAUAUUCGAUCUUUUCAUGGACAACUCCUCGGCCCGGCUUCUGGGCAGGUCGACUUACACCUUGAAGUUCGGCGAGAACACCCCGGAAAGCACCCGCAACCGGAAAUUUGCAGAGAACUUCUGCAUCGCCUCGGAAGGCCUCGUCAGACGGUUCCGUUGCGUUCCCUUCCAUAACAUGUACAACCCAGCCAGGUUUCGGACUGCCUGCAUCGAAGUCCGGCAUUAUGUGGAGGAUUUCCUUGCUGAAGUUCGAUCCUUGAAGCCGGCUAUUGUUGGAGGCCGAGCAGCCGACAGCCUUAUUGAACAGAUGGCCCAAGAUGGAAUGAGCGACGACAGCAUCCGCGACCAUGUCAUCAACGUACUUCUGGCUGGCAGAGACUCAACAGCGUCGGCGCUUAUUUGGACAUUGUUAGUCCUUGAGUGA
Molecule: messenger RNA, 666 nt
Organism: Colletotrichum chrysophilum
Lineage: Eukaryota; Fungi; Ascomycota; Sordariomycetes; Glomerellales; Glomerellaceae
Exons: 1
Coding region: 1-666 (221 amino acids)
Molecular function (GO): heme binding; iron ion binding; oxidoreductase activity, acting on paired donors, with incorporation or reduction of molecular oxygen
Source: RefSeq, a predicted model, not a curated record